AUGCCCCUCUCCCUCCCCUCCCCCUUCACCCCUCUCACCCGCCUCCUCCUCUCUCCCUGCACUCCUCCCUCCCCCCUCUGCAGUAGUGGGGUGAAUGAGAGCAGACAGGUGCUCCAGGAGCCAGACUUUGCCCAGUCUCUACUGAGGGACCCCCACAUCCCCAUCAUCAGGAAAUCACGGGGAACCUCCACCCAGGUAAGACUGGCACCAUGACCUUGUCACCAAACAUGAUCCUAACCAUAAUUAAUAAUGUAAUAUAAUAUCACUAAUUGUUUUUCAUUCCUAAUCCCCCUCCCCCCAGGGCACCUCCACCCACGCAUCCUCCACUCACCUGGCCAUUCUUGACGAGCCUGACGACCCUAGACACGCCCCUGAUGACCGCAGACCAAUCCACUCACUGGGCCACGUCUCCUCCACCCGCAGCAAGGCUGGCAGCGUGCACAGCAAAACCAGUUACCAUGGCAGCCUGCAUCGCUCCCGAGACGGACGGUAG
Molecule: messenger RNA, 493 nt
Organism: Coregonus sp. 'balchen'
Lineage: Eukaryota; Metazoa; Chordata; Actinopteri; Salmoniformes; Salmonidae
Source: the annotation of a GenBank genome assembly